AUGGCGGGCGUAGUGCCUUCCAGCAGCAUUUCAAUACUGCCGUCUCAAGAUCCCGAUCCCAAUCCCGAUCCCAAUCCCAAUCCUAACAAUGGUGCCGGCGUCGGUGGCGGCACUGGGGGGUCUGCAAGCACCGCAAACAGCUCGCCAACGCCAACACCUUCGAUGAACAUUCUGCCUCCGCAGUCUUCACCAACAAGCACUUUCGAUGCCCUCCCUUCACCCACGGUCAUUAUAUUCAACGAUGCCGCCAAUUUCGGGACCCAACCUGCUGGACGAGUCUAUUUCACCAGCAACCGGACCAAAACCUUUUCGUGGAGAGUCGGCAACAGCACGACGACGCCCUUGGAUAUUUCCUGGUAUGGAAUGCCUAAGGCUUCGGGAGAACCUUUCGAUAUUUCUCAGGCAAAAGUCAUUACUCGUGCUAAAUUCGGCGAUUCUAAGCCCGGAAACGAGAUUGUUAGCCUGAGCUCUUCAAGUGCAACACUUAACCUCACAGGCUCCGAUUUAGUUUCAGGCGACUGGUACCAGAAGGACAUGGUUAUCAAAAUCGAUUGGAAAACGAAAAACGGAAACUUGGGCUUCACACAAUCAGGUGUCUUUACCGUUGCGAAUUCAACCUCCUCGAUCGACAUAAACACUUUCAACAAUUCAGAGGCAACCGAUAAUGACCAAGAUCGCCGAGGCGGCGAGGCUGUUACCUCGUCUGUCAACAACCCGACUCUGCCCACCAGCGGGCCUUCUAACCCUUCUGACGGCAACGGCAUCGGAGGCAGCAGCAGCGGAGACAGUAGUGGGGGAGGCAGCCACGGGCUCAGCAAGGGCGCCAUCGCCGGCAUAGCCGUGGCCUGUUCCGUCGUUGGCAUCCUCCUCAUCGGUGGCCUUGCGUGGUUCCUCCUUCGCCGCCGCCGGAGACGCCAUUUCGACCAGGGCUACAAUGCUACCGGCCAGACUACCAACUCUUUCAUCGCAACCAAAGAGGUCCAGGCUUCGGUCGCCGAGUCGCCCAUCAUCUCCCCCUUUUCCGACGACGGCACCCGUACCGGCUCUACCAAUGCAAUGCUACCUCUUCAGACGACCAUCGCAGGAACGAGCGCUGCCAGGGGGGUGUCUACUCACGAUGAUGAGGCGGACCGUCCAGGAAGUUCUGCAUCAGACAAUAAUAACAGGUCACGCAAUAUUGCUCACCUCGUCGAAGAGGGCAUGACGGAGGCCGAUAUCCUGCGACUGGAAGAGGAAGAGCGGCACCUAGACGCUGAGAUUGAACGUGCGGCCAGAAGGACGUCCAGUUGA
Molecule: messenger RNA, 1290 nt
Organism: Trichoderma harzianum CBS 226.95
Lineage: Eukaryota; Fungi; Ascomycota; Sordariomycetes; Hypocreales; Hypocreaceae
Exons: 2
Coding region: 1-1290 (429 amino acids)
Source: RefSeq, a predicted model, not a curated record